Tauraco erythrolophus (red-crested turaco) is the source of this 612-nucleotide messenger RNA. Lineage: Eukaryota; Metazoa; Chordata; Aves; Musophagiformes; Musophagidae. The record is from RefSeq and is a predicted model, not a curated record.
GCAUCCCUUUUCGGGCCGUGACGUGCCAAUCUCUAACGGCUCGGGUUUCCUGGUGUCUCCGGAUGGGCUCAUUGUGACCAACGCACACGUGGUGGCAAACCGGCGGCGCGUGCGGGUGAAGCUGGCCAGUGGUGAGCAGUAUGACGCUGUGGUGCAGGACGUGGACCAGGUUGCAGACAUCGCUACCAUCAAGAUCAAGCCUAAGCACCCGCUGCCCACCCUGCCCCUUGGGCGCUCCUCCGAGGUGCGGCAGGGAGAGUUCGUGGUGGCCAUGGGCAGCCCGUUCGCCCUGCAGAACCCCAUCACCUCCGGCAUCGUCAGCUCUGCCCAGCGGGGCAGCCGGGAGCUGGGCCUGACCGCCUCUGACAUGGAGUACAUCCAGACUGAUGCUGCUAUUGAUUUUGGGAACUCCGGGGGCCCCCUUGUCAACUUGGAUGGCGAAGUGAUUGGGGUGAACACUAUGAAGGUGACGUCAGGCAUCUCUUUCGCCAUCCCCUCAGACCGGCUGCGGAAGUUCCUGCAAAAGGAGGAGCAGCGCAAAAGCUCUUGGUUUGGCAACACAGAGACAAAGCGCCGUUACAUAGGGGUGAUGAUGCUGACCCUGACACCGAG